Messenger RNA from Caenorhabditis briggsae, 2592 nucleotides. It is a transcript of the gene Cbr-osm-5, whose product is annotated as Protein CBR-OSM-5. The record is from RefSeq and is a predicted model, not a curated record. Bases 1 to 2592 code for a protein of 863 amino acids. Lineage: Eukaryota; Metazoa; Nematoda; Chromadorea; Rhabditida; Rhabditidae. Gene Ontology annotation, biological process: intraciliary transport; non-motile cilium assembly. Gene Ontology annotation, cellular component: ciliary base; non-motile cilium; centriole. The transcript is spliced from 15 exons. Gene Ontology annotation, molecular function: kinesin binding.
AUGCACCAAAACUCGUUUCGUGAAAACGACGACGAUGAUUUCUACGGUGGAUUUGAUUCCUACAAUCAAGCGUAUGAUAUCGAGGUAUUUUUUGAAAUUGAAACUUUUUUUCAAAGUAUCACACAAAACCCUCAAUUCCAACAAGCUGUUGCUCGAUCGAGUCAUGGAAGGCGCCCGAACACAUCACAAAUGGGAUUCCGAGAUCCAGGCUCUUCUUACGGCAAACCUCCACCCACAAUGAUCAGUAAGAUUUUAUACACCUACUAUUUCGCAACCAACAUGAGCCGCAUGGGCGGCCGAACGGCGAUGGCCAACAACAACGAGCCGGCUCGACCGAUGACCGCUGUCCGUGGAGCCGGAUACACAUCGUUUGCAAACAAAGACGAUUUUUUUUUGCAGUUCAAGCUGCGGAAAGAACUAUUAGCACUGAGAACUUGGGGGAGAGUGGUGAUGUUCAGUGAAGAGGAAAAAUGUAAGCAGAUGGAGAAUAAGGUGAUGGAUAUGUUGCGUGAGAGUAUGAUUGCCAGUGAGAAGAAGAAGUAUAAAGAGGCGCUAGACAAGGGAAAAGAGGCAGGAAGACGGGAGAGAGCAGUUGUGAAGCACCGUGAGCAAUCUGGACUAGUGGAGAGCAUGAAUUUGGAUUUAACGUUUACGGUUCUCUUCAAUUUGGCUCAACAAUAUGAGGCUAAUGACAUGACCAACGAGGCACUGAACACCUAUGAAAUCAUUGUGAGAAACAAAAUGUUCCCGAACUCUGGAAGAUUAAGAGUCAACAUUGGAAACAUCCAUUAUAAACGUCGAGAGUUUACCAAAGCGUUGAAGUACUAUCGGAUGGCUUUGGAUCAAGUGCCGAGCAUUCAGAAGGAUACAAGAAUAAAAAUUCUGAAUAAUAUCGGAGUCACUUUUGUGAGAAUGGGAUCCUAUGAUGAUGCGGUGAACACUUUUGAGCAUGUUGUCGAGGAGCAACCAAAUUUUGCGAGUGCAUUGAACUUAAUUUUGACUUCGUUCUGCAUACAAGACGCCGAAAAAAUGAGGGAAUCAUUUUUAAAACUCAUCGACAUUCCUGGCUUCCCUGAUGAUGAGUUCAUGAAAGAGAAAGAAGACGAUGAUGUGCUCUUGAAUCAAACUCUCAACUCGGAUGCAUUAAGACACUGGGAAAAACAACAAAAGAACGAAGCGGAGAAAGCAAUCAUCACAGCUGUGAAAAUAAUUAGCCCGCUAAUUGCGCCGGACUACGCUAUCGGCUAUGAAUGGUGUUUGGAGUCUCUGAAACAGUCGACUCAUGCUGUCUUAGCAAUUGAUCUAGAAAUGACAAAAGCCGGAGAGAUGAUGAAAAAUGGAGACAUUGAAAGUGCAGUGGAGGUUCUCAAGAUUUUCAAUGCCCAAGACUCAAAAACAGCAGCAGCUGCAGCAAAUAAUCUUUGCAUGUUAAGAUUCUUGGUGAACACUUUUUUAAAUUCAAUUUUUAUAUCCAAAGUUCAGCAAGGAGGUCGUCGUCUUGUGGAUGCUCAACAGUAUGCUGACCAAGCUUUAUCAAUUGAUCGUUUUAGUGCACAUGCGCUUGUGAACCAGGGAAAUAUCCAUUAUAUGAAUGGAGACUUGGAUAAAGCUAUGGCUCACUAUCGUGAGGCUCUGACCAAUGAUGCUAGCUGUGUUCAGGCAUUGUUCAAUAUUGGUUUGGCCUCAAAAGCUCAAGGAAAUCUGGAACUGGCAUUGGAAUAUUUCUUCAAGCUACACGGAAUUCUGGUGAACAAUGUUCAAGUGUUAGUUCAAUUGGCAUCAAUAUACGAAUCUCUAGAAGAUUCCGCUCAAGCCAUCGAAUUGUACAGCCAAGCUAAUAGCAUGGUCCCAAAUGACCCUGCAAUCCUUUCAAAGUUGGCAGAUUUAUAUGACCAGGAGGGCGAUAAAUCCCAAGCAUUCCAAUGUCACUAUGAUAGUUAUCGAUACUUUCCAUCAAACUUGGAUACUGUAGAAUGGUUAGCAUCGUAUUAUUUGGAAACUCAAUUUUCGGAAAAGUCCAUCAGCUACUUUGAGAAAGCGGCUCUCAUGCAACCAAACGUAUCAAAAUGGCAAAUGCUCAUUGCCACCUGUCUACGAAGAACUGGAAACUAUCAGCGCGCAUUUGACCUUUAUCGUCAAAUUCAUAGAAAAUUCCCACACGAUCUGGAGUGUCUCAAAUUCCUCGUCAGAAUCGCUGGAGAUCUUGGCAUGACUGAAUAUAAGGAAUAUAAGGAUAAAUUGGAAAAAGCCGAAAAAAUCAAUCAGCUGCGCCUUCAAAGAGAAAGUGAUUCGAGUCAAGGGAAACGACACUCGGCGAAUUCUACACACUCCCUUCCUCCAUCUGGGCUCACUGGGCUCGGCUCCGGCUCAGGAGGCUCUAGUGGUGGAGCACGACAAUAUAGUGCUCAUAUUCCUCUACUGGAUAACACCGCUUCAUUUUCAGUGUCUCAACGGGACAUGAGAGAAAACGACUUCUCAUACGAUGAUCCUAUCGGUAUGACAAACCGCCCAAAAACUGGAUCUCGAAAAACUGUCACUGAACUUAGUCCUGACGAUUUUGCAGAGUUCGACGAAAGUCUUUUACCAGAUUAA